AAGGAAAAAUAAAGGGGCGCGUGAACGAGGAUUUUUAGCCCAUAGUUCUUCAUCUUCCAUUUUUGGCUGUGAUUCCUGCAGCAACCAAUAGAAUCGACAUGGCUAAGAGCAUCUCCUACAUUACAGGCUCUCAGCUUCUCUCCCUCAAACCCCGCCCCAACAUCGCCAUCAUCGACGUCAGGGACGACGAGCGGAGCUGCGACGGGCACAUAGCAGGAUCUUUGCACUACCCGAGUGGGAAUUUCUACGACAAGAUCUCCAAUCUCGCUCAAGAUGUCAAGGGCAAAGACACCCUCGUUUUCCACUGCGCUCUUAGCCAGGUUCGGGGUCCAUCCUGUGCACGAAAGUUUGCCAAUUACCUUGAAGAGGUGAAGGAAGAGACUGGAAUCAAAGACAUUUUGAUUUUGGAGCGUGGCUUCAAUGGCUGGCAAAGUUCGGGUAGACCUGUUUGCCACUGCAACAGCAUUCCCUGUAAAGGCGAGAGCGGGAGUGCGUAAUGCGUGAUUAAAAGGACAUACUCGUCGAGGAUGAAGCAUAUUGAAUUUCCCUUUGUCCCAUUGCCCCAUUGCUGCAGGCUAUCACAAAAUACAUAUGUAAACAACUAUAUUGGUGUAAUAAUUGGUUUCUUUCAACAGCAAAUGUUGAUGGAAGUAUGUAAUUUGGGAACAAAUAUGCAACUUUGGGAACAAACUUCUUCCAACAGUUGCCAUUGAUUGAAGGAACAAUGAGUAAGGAACAUGUGUGCUUAACACGGAA
Messenger RNA from Pyrus x bretschneideri (Chinese white pear), 756 nucleotides. RefSeq names its product dual specificity phosphatase Cdc25. The coding region runs from base 99 to 497 and encodes 132 amino acids. The record is from RefSeq and is a predicted model, not a curated record. Gene Ontology annotation, cellular component: nucleus; cytoplasm. NCBI's taxonomy places the organism in Eukaryota, Viridiplantae, Streptophyta, Magnoliopsida, Rosales, Rosaceae. Gene Ontology annotation, molecular function: protein tyrosine phosphatase activity. The transcript is spliced from 3 exons.